AGCCCACGUUCCUGCACUGUGUGUACCUUCCGUCUUAUUAAGGACAACCUUGGAUUCGCAAACGUGUGUGAACGACUGGUUUUUGCUUUAUUUUAACCACAUAAAAAUCUUGACUGUAUAAAAUAUUUAGUCAGACAAAACCCAACGUUUGUAAAACCAACCAAAGGGCCGAAGACUCAUGAAAUAACCAUAUUUCCGACCAAUACGGUCCGACAUGGUCACGCAUUGAUUUGUCUGUAACACCACUGAGAUGUCUCUACCAAAGAUCGCACGUCUCCCAUCAGCGAGGCUGCUGAGCUCCCUCCACCACCUCCAGCACCAGCACCAGCAGCUGCCCCUGCGCUCCAUCCCUCCUCUCACUGUCCCCAGGAGAGCUCUGAUCCAGAGUGAAUACAGACGGCCUGGUCAGCCCAAAGAAGACAAACUGCCAUGGCAGGGGAUCAACUUUGACCUCAGGAAGGGUCUGGAGGGGAUUAGGAAGCACUUCACUCUGCUGAAGAAGGAGUUUUUUGACCGCUUGGUCGGUCCGCAGGGUAAACCCAUCAUGGAGCACAUGUUGGAGCAGAACCGAGUGGUGUGGGAGUUUAGGGGUCCAGAGAGCCUGGAGGAGUGGACCGUGUCAUCGGAUCAGGAGAUAGGAGGCCAGAGUGAGGUUUACCUGAAGCUUGGGAAAAACAAUAAUACCUGUUUCCUGUAUGGGACUCUGAACUCCACACCUCCGAGAGAUGGAGAGACAAGAUACAGCGGCUACUGCAGCAUUCGUUCAAAACAGCCUCUGGCUUCAUUUGACAGAAAAAAGCACCAUGACUGGACCAGCUUUAACACCCUGCAUCUGCGUGUGCGUGGUGAUGGUCGUCCCUGGAUGAUCAACCUGGCUACAGAAGCGUACUUCUCACACCAGAAAGAUGAUGUUUACUGCUACUUCCUGUACACAAGGGGAGGGCCUUACUGGCAAGAUGUGAAGAUCCCCUUCUCAAAGUUUUUCCUCACACAUCGAGGGAGGUUACAAGACGACCAACACCCUGUGUGGCUGGAUAAGGUCAACACCAUUGGGUUUACUUUAGGGGACAAAGCUGACGGUCCAUUCCAGUUGGAGAUCGAUUUCAUUGGCGUUACCAAAGACUACGCUCACACUGAGGAGUUCGCCUACGAGAUGUACAAGAAGAAUCCCUAAAAGAAAGGAAGUUCUUAAGUAUUGGACCUGAACUGUUUUUAACCACAGCACACAAAAAAAUGUACCACCUCAUUUUGAUGGACUUUACUUCAUUCAUAAACCCUUGAACAGCUAA
Messenger RNA from Cheilinus undulatus (humphead wrasse), 1289 nucleotides. It is a transcript of the gene ndufaf1, whose product is annotated as NADH:ubiquinone oxidoreductase complex assembly factor 1. Gene Ontology annotation, cellular component: mitochondrion. Bases 251 to 1174 code for a protein of 307 amino acids. The record is from RefSeq and is a predicted model, not a curated record. Lineage: Eukaryota; Metazoa; Chordata; Actinopteri; Labriformes; Labridae. Gene Ontology annotation, biological process: mitochondrial electron transport, NADH to ubiquinone; mitochondrial respiratory chain complex I assembly. The transcript is spliced from 5 exons.